AUGGCAUUUGAUUCUCCCGGAGGAACUCGGCUCCUGCUCCAGAGAUUGGCGGCGAGCCCCUUGGUCCGUAAGACUCUCCCAAACGCGGCUGCGAUCUGCCAACAGUACUUCUCCUUCAAGCGGAAUCCUCAUGAGUCCAUAGGCAACUUUUUGGUCAGAGAGACUCUCGUUCAUGAAGAGUUCACAGAAGCCAUCAUCCGCUUGCAUGAAGAGAAGCUCGGACUUACUCAGGAGUCACGCGACUUUGGACUUCCUCGUGAAGAAUGGUCUGAGUCAGGCUCUUGGGGCGAUGGCGGCUGGUGGGACGACCGCUACUAUGAGCCUGAGUAUGAGGAGGCUGGCGAUGAAGAACCUCAUCCUGACCUCGAUUCUCCGCAUGUUGAUGGUGAUGAUUCAGGACUACCUCAACAAGUCCCUGGCCAAGGCAACCCGACGGCAGCCACUGGAUCGUCUCCAAGCCACCGACCUGCUUCCCUGCGAGAUGCAGCUGUUGGAAGCACUGCUGCGCUGGACACUGGACCUGUCAAGAACGUCGAGGCCAUUGAUGAGCUGGCCAUUGCGGACUCGUUUGUGAUGGGCGUGUUGCGCGGGUGGCGGCUGAUCCAAGCAGCUGGGCUCUCGGCUGAAGAAAAGCGAGACAUCCUCUCUACGACUAAGAAUUCCUUGGACUAUGAGAGCAUCUCCUCGGCCUUGCAGAGUCUCUGGGACGACCAGCUGCUGAGCCAUCGACAUCAACGACAAGGCGCCGACUUCUACUCGAACCAGGCGGAGCAGUUCGACAACGGCGAGCUCUACUACCAGGAGACUGAUGAUUGGUGGCAAGGACAAGAUGGAUGGUGGAACGACAGUUACUACCAUGAGUCCGAGGCCUAUGAUUGGUGGGAGGACGAUCCAUGGUACCAUCACGAGUACAAUGUGGCCACCGAACCUGAAGAUCCUGAAUUCUCCGAGAAGCUGAAGGAGGCUCAGAAUGCUGAGCGCGUUGCCGAGUCUCUGGCUAUUGAGGCCUCUCGUACUUGGGCUGAUGCCCAACGUGCCACUCAGGCACUUCGUAAGGAUCGAGGAUUUGGUCUUCAUACCACCUCCAACGGCGGCUCCUUCGGCAAGUGCUUCAUAUGCGGAGGUAACCACUUUGCCCGAGAGUGCCCAGAUCGUCAGCAUCCCGGCAAGGGCUAUCCUAAGGGCAAGUACAAGAACUACAUGACCGAGUAUGAGGACCUCAACUACUCCACCAAGGGCAAGUUCAAGGGGAAGUCCAAAGGCAAGAACAACCAUUGGAUGGAGAAUCACGGCCUGUGGAAAGGUGGAAAAGGACGUGGCAAGAACCCCAUGAAGGGCAAGGAUGCACCUCGCUCUGUCAACGCCUACUCCUCGGACAUGAUCCUUGCUGGCUUGGAGGUUCUUGAAGCCCAAUCGUCCUCAGCGUCCUCAUCUACUGAGCCUGGUAUCGGCGUGAUUGAUUGUGGAGCCACGGCCUCUGCAGCACCGGAAGCUGUGGUUAAGAGUUUGAUUGAUGCCGUUCUCACCCAUGACAAGGGAGCGAUCAUUGAACUUGAUCAGAGUGCUCGGCCAUACUUUCGCUUUGGGAACGGGCGUUGGGGUAGAGCCUUGUGUAGAGUUCAUAUCAGCAGUGCAGUGUCCGGGAGAACUCGUCAAUUUUCCUUGUAUACCUUGCCGAAUCCUGCUGAGUAUGUGAACAACAACUUUGACAAGUCAUACUUGGUUCCGGUGCUGAUUGGUAUGGAUCAUCUGGGUCACAAAGGGGUUGGUAUGAUGAUUGAUUUCGCCCUGGGGUUGGCAAUGAACACCCUCGAUGAGAACCCGGAGAUCUAUCACCUGGACAAGAACCCCAAGGGCCACUUCACGUUAGACAUCAUCAACUACCUCACUCAGGGCCAACGCAACUGUAAGGGGCAACCACGGGUGAUUGUACGAAAUCAGUCCUCGAAGACCACACAAUCACAAGAACAUCAGUUUCUGGAGCUAGGCACGGUUUACAUGGACAUGACGCUGCAGGACCAUGAGCUAGAUGAGCAGUCUCUGCAAGCAGCCCGUGGUCGUAUGCGCCACAUGUUCCAGUAUGCGCAACUUCGUCGGUCACCAGCAGCUCUUACAGCUCAAAUGCCUGUUGACAUGUCGCGCUCUCAGCCGCAGACUCCCGAGGACAGCGUCGUGAACGAGAUCAAGAAGCGAACCCCGGUGGCGAAGGUCAAGGCCAAACCGCUCGACUUCGCCCGGAAGAUUCCCAUCGACAAGAGGGAUCCUCGCUGCAGCGAGAAUCAGUGGCCAUGCCACAACAAGCACACGGCGGCCAAGGUGAUGAGCAACAUGCACGGGAGCUGGGUUCACUGCGCCUGCUGCAAUGUCUGCCUGGAGUAUGUUCCCCGGAUCGGGAGCGCCGCAGCCCAUACCAAGGUGGAGUGUCCGGCCAUGGUCAACCGGCCAACCACGAAUUCCAGCAGCCCGGGCGAGUCCACCAACGACUCAUGGAUCAACAUGGAGACGGAGGGCGACCUGGCCACCGCGUACGAGCAAGAGGCCAAUCAACAGAACAUGGGCUACAACCUCGUCGCAUCAAUCUACAGCAAGGAUAUGAUCUUUAUCAGGCAUCGACGUGGGAACGACUUCGAGAAGAACGAACGCAAGCUUCUCUGGUAUGUCAACGCUUUUGUCAAGGAGACCCUCGAUGAGGAUGACAGCGUGGAAAUCUACUUUGAGUGGCCCUGGCCAUGCUUUGGCUGGAAGCAGCAACCGCUGCUGGAUCUCGCAGCUCACCUAGACCGGAAGAUGAUCCCUUGGCUGGAUUGCAGGAUUGAUGGCUGCAACUAUGGUAUGCGAGAUCCCCAUGGCUCCUUUGUCCAGAAGAAGUGGCUUAUCAAAACCACCUCGGAGACAUUCCACAAGGCCUUUCGAGCCAAAGUUUGUCAAGGAGGACAUGGAGUACAUGCGAACAUCCAAGGCCAACUCACAAACGCCUCUGCCUACUACCCAUGGAGAAUGGUACAAGCCUUCGCCAGACACUGGCGAGAUACCAUGGUUCCUCAACGCCACGUCCGACUCCUACAUCAACGAGACGAUCCUGAUCUAUGUGAACAUCAAUCGUCUUGGUCAAUGACAAUGGAGGAGUUUGAGGUAGUGAACGACAUUGAGGAACAUGUCGUGCUGGAGGAAUAUGAGGUUCAGAUUGCAUCAGCCGAAGUGAUUCGGAUGGAGCAUGUGGCCCGGACCUUCCGAAUCAACAAUCAGGUUACCGCACAGACCUGUGAGGAGAUCCUGAUGAGCAUGUAUUAUGGGGUCAAUCUCAAAAAGGAUGGUCAUUCCAAGUGGAAGUCGGGCAGUUUCCACCUCGUCUUCGGCGGCUACUCACAUGGUGGCUUUCAUGGUUGUACUACCUCUACUUCGAGAUAUCCUGAGAUUGUGCAGAUGUUGAAUGCAUAUCUUCGACACUUGCUUCCGCAUCAAACAUGGACCUCGUUGAUGGUGACCUUCAAUGGCAAGUCUGUUCCUCAUAAAGAUCAUCAUAAUCUUUCUGGCGCCCUCAACGCUACCGUCUGCCUGGGCUCCUUCGCCGGAGGAGAACUCUGGAUUGCUGGCAAACCUCCUGCUGGCACACUUCCUACCCGGCGCCGGAGAACGGAUGGCUCCAUGGUGGAGGGAUAUCUGGUGAGUGUUUAUGGGCAACCAGCAGUCUUCUCGCCCAACACGUUACAUGCAACGCAAGAUUGGAAGGGCUUUCGCAUCGCCCUCACUGCGUAUACCACCAGGAUGUACCCGGCAUUCGCGAUGGAAGACGUGCGCAAUCUGCGCAAGCUUGGCUUUCCUCUUCCUGCUGCGCAAUCCCAAGAACUAGAGGAGAAUGUGACAGACCAACAACGUCAGCAGUGGGAUGCACAACUUGCCAAGUUCCACAAGGCCGCUGGACAUCCCACAUCUCGCAACUUGUCCAGAGUGGUCAAAGAAGCUGGACAUCCUGAUUGGAAGGUGAAGGCGGCGCUUAACUACAAGUGUCCAACGUGUGAGUCCCUGAAACCUGGAGGUAUCUCUUCUGGUCAAGUCCCUCCUGCGAGUACAUCUCCGUUUUACAAGGCGUGGGAAGCUGUAUCUGCUGAUGCUGGUGAAUGGGUGGUCCCCAGCAGCAAAAUGAAGGUGAAGUUCAUCCUGUUCAUGGAUUUAGCGACCAAAUUGCGUGUGAUAUACCCUAUCAAGAUCUACGAGAUCAUGUCCAUGCAGGCAGAAUCAGCUGAGGAUGUCAUCAUGGCUUUGUCAGAGAGAUGGCUUGCCUCCUUUCCGAAGCCACGGCUCCUAGUGAUGGAUGCAGCAAAGACCUUCUCCUCUGAUAGGAUGCAUUCCUUCCUGUCGUCGGUGAAUAUCCUGCCGCACUUCGUGGCUGAGAAAGAGCCGUGGGCCCAUGGUGUCACCGAAGCCAAUGUUCAGGAUGUCAAGCACACGGCAUCUGCUAUCCACAAGGAAGCCCUGGACCAGCAUCCCUUCAUCUCCCUCUACCUGGCGGUGUCUGCCUUAAACUCCACCGAGAUCACUGCCGGCUAUUCCGCGUUUCAAUGGGCCUAUGGCCAACAGUUUCAGAUCACGGACGAAGAUGCCCGAACCUUCGCCAUGGUGCCCAAGGAUCCUUCCUUUGACUAUGCUCGACUUUUAGCAGCAAGGGAGGAGGCAGAGAUCAUUGCCAAAAGGACGAAGGCUAAGCGCGUUCUAUCCAAACUUGCCAAUUCGACCGUCCGACAACCUCUUAGAGAGUUUGCCCCGAUGACGUUGGUCAAAGUCUGGCGCAAGCUAUGGCCGGCAGAAGUGCAUAAAGGACCGCGUGGGGGACUCAAGAAAUCUGGUCGUCCUCAUUGGGUAGGUCCUGGAAGGGUGGUCUUUCACGAGGUGCUGCCUCAGCAAGCUUCUGGAGAUCCCCGUAGACAUAUCGUCUGGGUGCUCAUAGGGACCCAAGUGUUCCGCUGUUCUGUGCACUCCGUGCGACCUGUGACGGAGACCGAGCGCUUCAUGUACGAAACCAGUGGGCAGGAGGAUUUCAGUAGGUGGAGGACACUGGAUGAUGUUCUACCUCGACGUGAGUACACCGACAUCACGGAGGAGGAGCCGAAUGAGGACGAAGUGGAAAUGCCUGAUCUACCACCUCGACCUGACUCCACCACGACCGUCAACCCUUCGAGGCGAGUCACGGGCAAAGCGACUCCUCUGUCUGAGCCUGCCUCUUCAACGGCUGAACCGACUCCUGCACCAACGACAACUAGGCCUUUGGAGGACGUCAACGACUACGACAACGAACCGGCAGCGAAGAAAGCUCGUGGAGAUGAUCUCGACUGGGUCGAACAGCUUACAAUGGAAGCUGAUCGAGAAGCCAGAGCCAUGGACAUUUUUGCUGCCAUGGACGACACCGAGGAGUUCCUCAAGAUCGAGUUCGAUGUGGGCAAUCUCAGCAACCGCCAGAAGAAGCAUCUGGAGAGAGAUCCGGUCACCUUUAUGGUCAAAAAGAUGCGAGAUAGUGAAGUCUCCAUCUCACGUCUCAAGCCGGAAGAACGAGCCAAGGCGAAAGAGGUUGACAGCUUCAUGCGUAACGAGGCUGUGCGCAAGUGCCUCAACCAAGACGAAGUUCGCGAGGCGUACUCCUCUGGUCGCAUCGUGAAGGCUCGUUGGGUGUUGACCUGGAAACCGGUACCUCCUGAAGACCGUGAAAGUGCUCUUCAGGACCAACGAAACAAUCCAGAAACCUUGCGCGCCAAAGAUGGGGCGCGCAAGGCAAAGGCCCGGAUCGUCCUGUUGGGCUUCCAGCACCCUAGCCUAUUGGAUCCAUCCUUCAAGACUUCUUCGCCUGUGCAAUCCACAUUGGGCCGGAACUUGCUUUACGCCAUGUCUGUUCAACAUCAGUGGCCUCUUGAGGGUCUAGACCUUGCCACGGCCUUUCUUCAGACCUUACCGACGGAGGCGGACAAGAACCUGUGGACGACGGGAGUUGAAGAACUUCGCGAAGCUCUAGGUGUUGGACAAGAAGGCAUCAUGCGAAUCCUUCGUAAUAUCUAUGGCAGCACAACGGCUCCUCGUGGACUUUGGCUGGGCCUUCAUCGGAAGCUCACAAGUUUGGGAGCUCAAGCGGUUCGUGGAGAGCGUUGUCUUUGGGUGUGGUUGUCACGAACUCGAAAAGAUCGUGAUCAUCCCCUCUCCAUUGGAGCAAUGGGUGGACAUGUGGAUGACUUUCACCGCUUGGGUGAUGGGUCAGCUGAAUGGCUGGAAAUCAAGAAGAAGAUUGACAGCAUAUAUCAAUGGGGAACCGCGAAGACUGGUUCAUACAGGCAUGCGGGCACGGAUGUGACCACUUCUGUGGAUGAGCGCGGCUAUCAGCAGAUCACGGUGGACCAGAACUGCUAUGUGGAGUCUCUACAGGAUGUGCAGAUUUCACCGGAGCGCCUUGCCGUGGACCUCCCCCUCACCAAGCAGGAGGUUGAAGCCUGUCGGACCUCUCUUGGAGCCCUUCAGUGGUUAGCUGUCCAGAGUCAGCCACAGCUUUGCUCACGCUGCAACCUGCUUCUGACGGACCUCAUAACCAUUGGCAAGACCUCUGUUGCCAAGGAGAUUCAGCAGAUGAUUGGCGAAGUACGUGCCGAGUCCUUCUCGCUCAAGUUCUCCAAGCUGGAUGGCGUGCAACAUUGGACUGACCUUGUCGUGAUCUCUAUGGGAGAUCAAGCCCAUGGUAAUAGGCCUCAGGGAGACAGCGCCGGGGGAAUGAUCACACUUCUCUCAGGACCAAACAGCCUUAGCGGUCAGGUCUGCGCCAUGACUCUUGUCUCAUGGCGAACAUGGAAACUCAAACGUAAGGCGAUAGGGUCGAACGAUGCAGAAGUGCAAUCGAUCCUGGAAGCCGAAGAUGCCAAUUUUAGAACGAGACUUCUAUGGACUGAGCUGCACGGCGCUGGCGGCCUGGAAGGAGACCGUGACCGCCGCUUGGACUUGGUCGAGAACACGGAGAAGCAAGUUCUACGUGUUCAAGGUGUUCUUUGUACUGACUCGAAGGGUGGCUUCGACGCGGUUGAAGUCAAUGAAUCGCCGUUGCUUGGACUGAGCAACAUGAGGGCUGCCCUUCAGGCCUUCCAGUUGAGAGAGAACCUUCAACGAGCAGGUUGUCUUCUGGGAUGGCUGGCCUCGGACUAUGAUCUUGCGGAUGCCUUAACCAAGAAGAAGUCGGAUAGUCGAAUUGGACUUGUACAGUUUUUGCGAACUGGUCAUUGGGCCAUCAAGUACGAGCUGACGAUCCCGAACCUCCGAGAUCGAAUCGAUGCCUUCCAGUACCGUCUCAGCAAGGCGGCGAAAGACAGAAACUACAUGCAGCUGGAGAAAGACAUGGUGAACAGGUUUUACGAGAUCACCAAGGCCGAGGUAAAGCAGGUGGAGGCCGAACUGCUGAACAUGGACCGAAAAAUGGAGAUUCUCGAGCGAGAUUUCCGUGUGCACAUCAAGGUCCAUGAGCAGAAGGUGCAGAACCUGGAGUACGAGCACAAAGAGGCGAAGAGACAGGUACACGAGAACGGGGACAUGGACUUGCAAAAAGCGCGCGACCUGCACUCCGAGCAGCUCCUGAACAUGAACAAGGAGAAGCUGGAGUUGAAGCGCGAUAUUCGAGAGACGCAGCUGGAGAGCGAGGACGAGGUGAAGAUGAUGCUCCAGGGCUUCGCGAAGAGGCUUCAGAACCUCCGCGACACCUUCGAGCAGAAUCACCAGCAGCUUCAGGCUCAGUAUGAGGAGCAAGUGGAGCAGCUGAAGAUAGACCUCGAACUUCGGCGGAAGGUCGAGAUCCAUGAGAUCGAGGAGCGCAAGAAUCAGCACAUCAACGAGUUGCUUUUCAAUCAUCAGGAGGCCUUCGACGAGAUCAAGGCCUACUACAAUGACAUCACCCAUGACAACCUGCAGUUGAUCAAGUCCUUGAAGGACGAGAUACAGGAGAUGAAAGAGAAGGAGAAGACAAACAAGAAGAAGAUGGAUCUGCUCCGCCAGGAGAACAGGGACCUCACACGGCCGCUCGAGGAGAAGCUGGCUGAACAGAGGGCCUUAGAAGAGGAGCUGAAGACCUACACCAAGGACAAGAUGGCCCUGAAGAAUCUGAAGGCGCACUUCAAGAAGCUUGAGGAGCAGAUCACAGAGGCUAAGCAGGAGUACCGCACCUGCGAGGACAAGUACAGGAAGAUGGAGAAGGAAAGAGAUGACCUCUACAAGCGCUUCAAGAAAGCUGUGCAAGAAAUCCAGCGGAAGGCCGAGUUGGGUAAGAAUGUUGUGCUGGAGAAGAAGCUGGAUACUCUUUCGCAGCAGUUCGAUGAGAAGCAGGCGCAGCUGACAGAGGUGCUGACGAACGCGCGGCUGGAUCCGACCAUCGUGGCCAACGUCACCAAGAAGUUGGAGCAAGUCCUUGGUGCGAAGAAUCGCCAGAUCAAGGACCUCCAGUACCAGGUGCAUCAGGCCACCAAGCAGUACAACGACACCAUCCGCGUCUACGAGAGCAAGCUUCAGUCGCUGGGCGUGGACCCGGAGGAGAUCGGCUUCGAGGUAUGGGACGUCAGAGGCUCCUGGUGGCUGUAA
This is a messenger RNA of Symbiodinium pilosum, 8589 nucleotides long. NCBI's taxonomy places the organism in Eukaryota, Dinophyceae, Suessiales, Symbiodiniaceae. The record is from the annotation of a GenBank genome assembly.